Malaclemys terrapin pileata is the source of this 4165-nucleotide messenger RNA. RefSeq names its product ATPase phospholipid transporting 8B4 (putative) (gene ATP8B4). Lineage: Eukaryota; Metazoa; Chordata; Testudines; Emydidae. Gene Ontology annotation, cellular component: plasma membrane. Gene Ontology annotation, biological process: Golgi organization; phospholipid translocation. The record is from RefSeq and is a predicted model, not a curated record. Gene Ontology annotation, molecular function: ATP binding; ATP hydrolysis activity; ATPase-coupled intramembrane lipid carrier activity. The transcript is spliced from 27 exons.
GGAUUAUGUAGUUGGAAACAAGUCCUAUGCCAGUCAUGCCUAUAGCAAAACUACCUGUAUUUCACAAAGAGGAGGAGCGGAGAGUGAAAGCCAAUGAUCCUGAACAUAAUGAAAAAUUUCAGUAUGCUAACAAUCGCAUCAAAACGUCUAAAUACAACAUUCUUACUUUCUUGCCAGUUAAUUUAUUUGAACAGUUCCAGAGGGCUGCAAACGCUUAUUUCCUUUUCCUUCUGAUUUUACAGCUGAUCCCAGAAAUAUCCUCCUUGUCUUGGUUUACUACCAUUGUGCCUUUAAUGAUGGUAUUUACCAUAACUGCUGUCAAAGAUGCCACAGAUGACUGUUUUCGCCAUAAGAGUGAUAACCAGGUGAACAAUCGACAGGCUGAAGUACUCAUUGAUGGCAGAUUACAGAAUGAAAAAUGGAUGAAUGUAAGACCAGGUGACAUCAUUAAACUGGCGAAUAAUACAUUUGUAGCUGCUGAUUUAUUACUUCUGUCUAGCAGUGAACCACAUGGUCUCUGUUACAUUGAAACAGCUGAGCUUGAUGGUGAGACUAACCUAAAAGUACGUCAGGCUUUACCAGUUACUUCAGAACUUGGAGCAGAUAUUAGAAGGCUUGCAGAAUUUGAUGGUGUUGUUGUCUGUGAACCUCCUAACAACAAGCUGGAUAAAUUCACAGGAGUUCUUUUCUGGAAAGAUAAUAGGUACUCGCUCAAUAAUGAAAAGAUGCUGCUACGAGGUUGUGUGUUGAGAAACACAGGCUGGUGCUUUGGAAUGGUUAUUUUUGCCGGCCCUGACACUAAAUUAAUGCAAAACAGUGGUAGAACUAAAUUUAAAAGAACAAGCAUUGACCGGCUGAUGAAUACUUUAGUAUUAUGGAUCUUUGGCUUUUUGGUAUGUAUGGGAAUAAUUCUGGCAAUAGGAAAUUCAAUAUGGGAACAACAGGUUGGGGCCCAUUUCAGAAUUUACCUUUAUUGGAAUGAAGUGGUGAACAGUUCUGUAUUUUCAGGAUUUCUCACAUUUUGGUCGUACAUUAUCAUACUCAAUUCAGUUGUUCCUAUUUCCCUGUAUGUGAGUGUGGAAGUUAUUCGACUUGGUCACAGCUAUUUUAUAAAUUGGGAUCGUAAAAUGUAUUACCCCAAAAAAGACACACCUGCUGAGGUUUGGACUACCACACUCAAUGAAGAGUUAGGACAAAUUGAAUAUAUUUUCUCAGACAAAACAGGAACAAUCACUCAAAACAUAAUGACUUUUAACAAAUGCUCCAUUAAUGGAAAAACAUAUGGUGAUGUAUAUGAUGACCUGGGCCGGAAAACAGCAAUUAAUGAGAAAACAGUGCCAGUGGAUUUUUCAUUUAACCCACUAGCAGAUAGAAAAUUUCAAUUUUAUGAUCACAGCCUGAUUGAAUCCAUUAAACUAGGAGACUCAGUGGUACAUGAGUUCUUUAGGUUGCUUUCUCUCUGCCACACAGUCAUGUCUGAAGAAAAAAAUGCAGGUGAAUUGAUUUACCAGGUGCAGUCACCAGAUGAAGGUGCUCUAGUAACCGCUGCCAGAAACUUCGGUUUCAUCUUUAAGUCUCGGACCCCAGAGACCAUCACUGUGGAAGAAAUGGGCAAACUUGUUACAUACCAGCUCUUAGCAAUUCUGGAUUUUAACAAUAUCAGGAAAAGGAUGUCUGUAAUAGUUCAAACCCCAGACGGGCAGAUAAAACUUUAUUGCAAGGGAGCAGAUACUAUUUUAUUUGAGAGGCUUCAUCCCUCCAAUGAAGAAUUAAUGGAUUUGACAUCAGAUCAUCUUGAGGAGUUUGCUGGAGAAGGCCUUCGGACCUUAGCCCUUGCAUACAAAAACUUGACUGAAGAGCACUUUAAAGAGUGGUUUAAAAUACUUCAGGAGGCAAACACUUCACUUGAUAGCAGGAAUGAACAUCUUGCUGCAGCAUAUGAAGAGAUUGAAAAAGACAUGAUGUUACUAGGUGCUACUGCUAUAGAAGACAAGUUACAAGAAGGAGUUACAGAAACAAUUGCCAGUUUAUCACUAGCUAACAUUAAGAUCUGGGUUCUAACAGGAGACAAGCAAGAAACUGCCAUGAACAUUGGUUAUUCCUGCCACAUGCUCACUGACACCAUGAAUGAGAUUUUCAUAGUGGCUGGUCACACGGUAAUGAAAGUGCGUGAAGAACUCAGGAAAGCGAAAGAACAUUUGUUUGGACAAAGCAAAGACCUUUCCAAUGGUCAUGUAUUUUGUGAAAAAAUGCAAGAAUCAAAGCAGGGCGCAGUCUUGGAAGAAACUGUCAUUGGUGAUUAUGCAUUAGUCAUAAAUGGACAUAGUCUGGCUUAUGCACUUGAGGCUGAUCUGGAGAAUGAAUUUGUGGAAGUUGCCUGCAUGUGUAAAACUGUGAUUUGUUGUCGAGCGACUCCCUUACAAAAAGCACAAGUGGUAGAGCUGGUUAAGAAGCACAGGAAAGCAGUCACCUUGGCCAUCGGAGAUGGAGCCAAUGACAUUAGCAUGAUCAAAAGUGCACACAUAGGCAUUGGCAUCAGUGGUGAGGAAGGAAUGCAAGCAGUCUUGGCCAGCGAUUACUCCUUUGCCCAGUUCAGAUACCUUAAGCAGCUCCUGCUUGUUCAUGGCAGGUGGUCCUAUUUCAGAAUGUGCAAGUUCUUGUGUUAUUUCUUCUACAAAAACUUUUCCUUCACUCUGGUGCAUUUCUGGUUUGGCUUCUUCUGUGGCUUCUCAGCUCAGACUGUUUAUGACCAGUGGUUUAUUACCCUCUUCAACAUUGUCUAUGCUUCACUGCCUGUACUAGCUAUGGGUUUGUUUGACCAGGAUGUGAAUGAGCAGAAUAGCAUGGAUUAUGCGAAACUCUAUGAACCUGGGCAACUAAAUCUACUAUUCAAUAAACGCAAAUUUUUCAUCUGUAUAGCACAUGGAGUCUACACCUCUUUUGCCCUUUUCUUCAUCCCUUAUGGAGCAUUUUAUAACACAGCUGGUGAAGAUGGAAAACACAUUGCUGACUACCAGUCUUUUGCUGUCACAGUUGCAACAUCUUUAGUUAUUGUAGUCAGUGUUCAGAUAGCCUUGGAUACCAGUUAUUGGACUGCCAUCAAUCGUUUUUUCAUCUUGGGUAGUAUAGCUGUGUAUUUUGCCAUUUUAUUUGCAAUGCACAGUGAUGGGAUUUUUGUUAUAUUCCCAAACCACUUUCCUUUUGUAGGAAAUGCCCGUAAUUCCCUGAGCCAGAUAAGUGUUUGGCUUGUCAUCCUCUUGACUACUGUGAUUUCAGUCAUGCCUGUAAUAACAUUCCGAUUUUUGAAGGAAGAUUUAAAUCCAACGCUAAUUGAUCAGGUUCGGAAGUUGCAGAAGGCUAGAAGGAAGCAGAAACCAUUACAGAACUACAUGCGUCAGGUGUCCAGAAGAAGCUCAAGAAGAUCUGCAUAUGCUUUUUCUCAUCAAGAGGGCUUUGGGGAACUUAUAACAUCUGGAAAGAAUAUGUGAGUCAAUAAUUCACAUCAAACAUCAGAGUUAGCUAGGACCAUGCAUAAUAGCAUCAGUUGGAUUGAGAAUUUACGGAAGAAAACAGCAGAGACAGUGAACAGCUUCAGUAGUGACAGAACUGUGAAACUGUGAGUCAAAGAAGAAAACAAAAGUUUAUUUUAAAAAACUGUGGCCAUAUCUUUGCACUGUUUGCCACUUUGUAAACAUUAAGCAUAAAAUUUCCACAUGUGCUGAGUACUAUAGCGGAAGUGUCUAACCCACCAUAUUUUACAGCAUGUUCAAGAAUGUUGUCAGCACACAAUAUUUUCAAAGGGAAUCUCUUGUUUUUUUUAAUUUUUUCCUUUUUCUGAAAAGCGUUUACCAUAGCAAAACAAUGUGUGUAGAUACUUCAAGAGGUUGGACUAUCCAUGAGAAUAUCUGUAAGAAAUUUCCCUCAAAGUUAAGGGAAAAUGCAGUAUUCAAAUACUUGAAUUAGUCAUAUAUUCCAGUAUAAUUAUUUCAUACUGCUGAAGUCAAGGGCAUUUAAAAAAAUGGUUAGAACGAAACCAUGGUAAAAAGUCAUUAACCUCUUUUUAACUGACUUGUAUUUAUUUAAACAAUAUAAAAGUUUCAAAGUCAAAUGAUUUCAGGGUGUAUAUUUUUAAUAUUUGAAAUUAAGUUUUUAAAUUGUUUAUAAA